UCAGAGUACGGGUAGGAAAACAACAACAGGCUGCAGGAGCGGAGGACAGACGAGGGGCCUUUCUGCACUGCGCCGUCUCACAUUCAUCCAAAGUUUUUUAUUUUUCCGUAAUAAAUUAGGUAACUAAGUAUCUAAACGAGAUGGCGCUGCGUUCGUGCCGCUGGUUUGUGUGUUUCUGUGGGUUGUUUUUGCUAUCGAGUGGAGUUCGGGGUGACGGUUUGGUUAACGAGGAGGUGAAGCGGACGCUGGAUCUCAGCACACACCUGGCAAAAAUAUCCGCCGAAAUCCUGCUGGCCAACCACGGAGGCUCUGCAGUGCAGAGCUUCACUCUCGCCCUGGAGCCUGAGCUCGCCGCACACCUUGCCUACAUCGGCGCGUCUGUAAAAGGUGAAGAGGAGGACGAUGAAGCUUUAGAAUUAAAGGAGACAUCCAUCAAAGGACAGAGUGGGACGUUCUUCCAGGCACACCUUCCCUCAGCCCUGGGAGCUGGUGCAAAGCUGCGUGUGAAGGUUGAGACCGUGUUUAGCCAUGUCCUUACGCCUUUUCCCACUCGCAUCACUCAAGCUGAACGGCAGCUGGUGGUGUUCCAGGGCAAUCACUACCUGUUCUCGCCCUACCCCACCCGUAGCCAGACCACUCGCGUGCGCCUUGCCUCCAAAACUGUUGAGAGCUACACCAAGCUGGGCAACCCGAGCAAGAACGAAGAGGUGAUUGAGUACGGCCCUUUCAAGGAUGUCCCUCCUUUCAGUCAGGACACCAUGAAGAUUCACUAUGAGAAUAACUCACCGUUCCUGACCAUCAGCAGCAUCACACGCACCAUCGAGGUUUCCCACUGGGGCAACAUUGCUGUGGAGGAAACCAUCGACCUUAGACACACGGGGGCUUACCUUAAGGGGCCGUUCUCUCGCUACGACUAUCAGAGGCAGUCUGACAGUGGCAUCUCUUCCAUCAGAUCCUUCAAGACAAUCCUCCCUGCUUCUGCUCAAGAUGUCUACUACCGUGACGAGAUCGGGAACAUCUCCACAUCUCACUUGCAGGUCCUGGAAGAUUCCGUUGAAGUCGAAGUCCGCCCCCGCUUUCCCCUGUUCGGCGGGUGGAAGACACACUACAUCAUCGGAUACAAUCUGCCCAGCUACGAGUAUCUCUACACACUGGGUGAUCAGUAUGCUUUGAAAAUGCGGCUAGUUGAUCACGUGUAUGAUGAUCAGGUUAUUGACCAACUUACUGUCAAACUGAUUCUCCCCGAGGGGGCAAGGAACAUAAAUUUGGAGACUCCGUACUCCAUCAAACGAAGCCCUGAUCAGCUUCACUACACCUACCUGGACACUUUUGGCAGGCCUGUUCUGGUGGCAACUAAGGAGAAUCUGGUGGAGCAGCACAUUCAGGACAUGGUGGUUCACUACAACUUCAAUAAGAUCCUGAUGCUGCAGGAGCCGUUACUGGUGGUCGGUGCAUUCUACAUCUUAUUCUUCACGGUCAUCGUUUAUGUUCGUCUGGAUUUCUCCAUCACUAAGGACCCUGCAGCAGAGGUGCGAAUGAAGGUGGCCUCCAUCACAGAGCAGGUCCUGACUCUGGUCAAUAAGAGGCUCGGGCUGUACAGACACAUGGACGACGUGGUGAACCGCUACAAGCAGUCACGUGACACCGGCGCCCUUAACGCGGGGCGUAAGAACUUGGAGGCUGAGCAUCGUGGCCUCACUAACGACGUCACAGGCCUGCAGGCUCGCCUUAAAGCUGAAGGAUCUGACCUUGCUGAUAAGGUUUCGGAGAUCCAGAAGCUGGACGGCCAAGUGAAAGACUUGGUAAUGCAGGCCUGUCAGGAGUCUGAGCGUCUCGUAACCGGGAAGGUGAAGAAGGAGGCGUAUAUUGCUUCAGAGAAAUCUCUUACCAGCAAGAGACAGGAGCUGAUCUCACGCAUCGACGGCCUCCUCGACGCACUCUAAAGCACCCAACACACACCAGUGCCGUUAAGAGCUGAAAUACACCCCAACCCCUCUCAUCCACACACUUUUUGUCACGUUUAUCGACGUGAGCACUAUCCACCACCUUAAAGUGUGUGUUGUGCCUUUUUCAUCCUGUGGGCUAUGUGCGAUGGGAGUGUACGUACACAGAUUUACUCAUCCCUCAAGAUUUCCUUUGUUUGUUUCUGAUCACCAGGGAAAUGCCUCAACAUGGGUCGUGGGUUUUAUAUGCAGUUUUGUCAAUUUCAUGUCCUUUUUUUUUUUUUUUUUUUUCCCCAUCUGAUUGGAUCAUUUUAAGCAAGGGCAGAAUGAACCGUUUCAGCUACCUCACCACCUGCUGAAACUUUUUUUUCCUUCUGCGUUCUUGACACUUAAAUUCUACUUUGCUAUGUUUUUUUGCUCUGCCCUGAAACAAAUGCAAAAAUGUCCAAGCUCUGAACACGAUGGAUGGCAUGUUAUUGAAAAUUUCUCCCCCUUUAUUUUGUUGGCAUUUUUUCUGUUUGUUUAAUUUUUCAUUUUUGUAAAUGAUGUGCUUUCAUACCAUGAAUUUAGUUGGCAAACACAAGAGAUGUGUGUUUGGGGGGGAUGAAGGAAAUGCCGAAUGUUAAAUUCCUUAAGUGUCAAAAUUUGAAAAGUGAAAAUAAACACAUUGUUAUAAAUUA
Molecule: messenger RNA, 2623 nt
Organism: Clarias gariepinus (North African catfish)
Lineage: Eukaryota; Metazoa; Chordata; Actinopteri; Siluriformes; Clariidae
Gene: rpn1
Product: ribophorin I
Exons: 10
Coding region: 141-1943 (600 amino acids)
Cellular component (GO): membrane; oligosaccharyltransferase complex
Source: RefSeq, a predicted model, not a curated record